UACCUUUGUAGGGUUAUGUCUAUGGGGUCAUGUCCUCGAGGUGUUCCUGGCUGGGUGGUGGUCUCGGUGCUGCCUUGUUGCCCUGGGUGUCCCCCAAAGGCUGCUUUUUUUGACCCAGUAUCUGAAGGUUCCAUAAACCACGUGGAAAAAGCAAUUGCUGCCUUUCACUAGCGGGCUGUUUUCCCCACAUCAAGUCCACAGGUAACAACAGAGGUUAUGGCAGCUUUCCAUUGGGAAAUCUAGUCUCCUGAAGGGAAAAGAAGGAAAAACUGACAACUUACUUCACUGCCCCAUCUUGGAUCUCAAAUACGUGGAUACCUUCGAGCUGAGAUGCAAGACACGUGGAGAGGAGGCAACCACUAGAUCAGGUUCAAGUGGGUAAGAAAAAACCAAACCCAGAAGCAUCGUCUGGGUAGAUUUUUCAACAUGAAUCGUGCUUUUAGCAGGAAGAAAGACAAAACAUGGAUGCACACUCCUGAAGCCUUAUCAAAGCAUUAUAUUCCCUAUAAUGCAAAGUUUCUAGGCAGCACAGAAGUGGAGCAGCCCAAAGGCACAGAAGUUGUAAGAGAUGCUGUUAGAAAAUUAAAGUUUGCGAGGCAUAUCAAGAAAUCUGAAGGCCAAAAGACGCCCAAAGUUGAGUUACAAAUCUCAAUCUAUGGCGUGAAAAUUCUGGAUCCAAAAACAAAGGAGGUCCAGCACAACUGUCAGCUCCACAGGAUAUCCUUUUGUGCUGAUGACAAAACUGACAAGAGAAUAUUUACUUUCAUCUGCAAAGACUCAGAAUCUAAUAAGCACCUGUGCUAUGUGUUUGACAGUGAGAAGUGUGCGGAAGAGAUAACUUUAACAAUUGGUCAAGCAUUUGACUUAGCUUACAGGAAAUUUCUGGAAUCCGGAGGAAAAGAUGUUGAAACAAGGAAACAAAUUGCAGGUUUACAAAAAAGAAUCCAAGAAUUAGAAACUGAAAAUGCAGAACUGAAAAAUAAAGUUCAAGAUUUGGAAAACCAGUUAAGAAUAACACAAGUACACGCAUCUCCACUGCUGCACAUAAAGUGUGAUAAUGAUGAACAUAUGUUUCAAAGACCCUCUACUUUUUUCUGGUGUAACAAUGAGGAUUCACCUCCUUGUUUAGAUAUCUCUUCCAUUACGCUUACUCCUAGGAGUUCUCCUGACUCUAGACUACCACCUGGAUUGUUAAUACCACCACCUUCAAAAAGUGGUCUUCCAAAGCCUGCCAGUGAAUACAGCUGCCCAAGACCUCGUGCAGGCAGUGUGACACCUAAAUCACCCUCCACUGACAUCUUUGAUAUGGUUCCCUUUUCUCCCAUAUCCCCUCAGUCAUCAACACCUACUCGCAAUGGUACACAGCCUCCUCCAGUACCCAGUAGAUCUACAGAGAUCAAGAGAGACCUUUUUGGAGCAGAACCUUUUGACCCUUUUAGCUGUGGAGCAGGAGAUUUCCCUCCAGACAUUCAGUCCAAACUAGAUGAGAUGCAGCGUCAGCGAUGGAGGGGUUCAAAAUGGGAUUAACUCUUGAAGGCACAGUGUUUUGUCUUGACCCACUAGACAGCAGGUGCUGAUGCCAAGAAAGUCAAUGUGAAAUUCCUCUGCAGUGGGAUUUUUUUUAAAUUUCCGAAUACAUACUCCACAGAUACUAUCCAUGUGCCAAAAAUUGCUUUUUUCAACAUGUAAACUGUUAUGAGGCUUGCUUCUGUAAAAAUCCAACUUACAACUUCCAGUCUUUCCCUGUACAAAUGUAAAAAGUUGUAUUUGUUUAUGAAUUGUGGAUUAAAUUACGCUGUUGUGUUUCUUUCUGUCACAUUUUGGCCUGAGUUUACUAUGCUUUGACUAUUAGCUUGGCGAAGUUCUUCAGAAAGGUCACACAUACCUCUCUGUGUCUCUCUCUCUGCAAAUGUCCAGGCAUGAAUUCUACAUAAUACUUUACCUGGCAGCAUUUUGAAAUUAUGCUUUUAAGGCAUUGUUGAAUAUUCAAGCAGUAAAGUUAUUAAUAUUUACUGCAAAAAUUUCAAUUUGCAGUGAAAAAAGCAUAAAAUGCUAACCAUAACUACAUGCUUCGAAAGUAAAUCUGGUUGCAGUGAUAGAUUUCCAUCACUGUGUGUGGUUGCUAUCCUGUACAAAUGUUGUCAUUGGUUUAUACAACCCAGAUUUUAGGUCCUUCAUUCAUGUUUUAGAAACUAGCAAGUUGUUAGUCUGCUAAUUAGUGCUUAAUGAGCCUAGAAGAACUGCUAAAUUGCAGAAUGGCAAAGCAACUGCCCAUUGUUUUGGUAUUUUAUAGCUGAAGUGUAAAAUAUGUAACUUGGAAUCCAUUAUAUGCUAGCCAUAACUUAAAAGAAAGAUUAUGGCCUUGCAUUUAUUUAGGAACUUAUGUAAUUUUGUGCAUAAGCAGGCGCUGGGCUCAGUUCUGUGAUUACUUUCAACAUCUGAGUGUUUAGAGCCAGGCUCUGUUGAGUAUAAUUCUUUUACUCUCUUCUUUAGUGUUCCAUGUCUUUAAUUUUGAGGCUUUAUGCAAAGAAUCAACUGUAAGUAAGUCCUUUGUACCCACUGGUUGUUCACAUUACAGAAAUACCUGCACACCAAAAUUCUCAGCUGAUGGUGAGAUGAAUGCUGACAUGUCUAUGCAUACUCUUCAUUAAUCCUUUUCAUAAGCAAUAAAAUGCCAUUUUUAACCUAGCUCAGAAAAUUAUUAUCAUGAGUUCAAUUCAAAAACUUUGGAACCUCUAGUAUUGUUCCUUCAAAGCAUAAAAAUGUGGAAACUGGCCCCACACCAAAAUUGUCAGGAUUUUUUUUAUGAGAGGUUUUUUUUUGGUGACACUUAUGGUUUUGUCCUUAACAGUCACAGUUUACACCAAAACCACAUUUUUCAAUUUUAUCACGUGUAUUUUUAUGCCUUGUUCAACAAAGUACUUGUGCACGUACCUUUGGAGUCCACUAAAAGAAUGGGAUUAUGCCUUUGCUGGGUUUGACGCAUCCUCAGGUACCUUGCUGAACUGGGGCCUUAACAUCCUACAUUACAUUUGUCUUCCUCUCUCUUAUUCUGAGUUCAUCAUUCAUAUAGAGUAUUAUAGAGAAAUAUAUAUAUAAAAAUAUAUGAAAUCACUAACAAAUAGAAUAGUAUAUGUUUCAUAAAGAAAAGUCUUUAUAAUUUUGUUUGUCAUAUAGUAUUUUCGAAUUUGUAUAAUGAGGAUGUUUAGUAGCCAUAGUAAUGGCCUUUUUUAACAAAUAGAAUUUGUAUUUUUAUUGUACUUUAAAAAGCUUUACAUAAUAAGCAUCUAUUUAGUGGUCAUUUAUUAUCAAUGGUAACACUAAGAUAAUAUUUGCACAUUUUAAGAAAUCUUUUUCGUUACUGAUUUUUAUGAUAGUUGACUGCAAAUGGCAUGGUUAAAUCUUAUAUACCUGGUCAAUACAUACAAAAAAAUACUUAAAUCAACACAACAGUGCAUUUUUAAUUUUUAUGUGAUCCAAUUGGAAACUGUAUUUCUAUGUAAUCUCAAAUGUCUGUUUAAUUUUGCCUAAAAUAAACGUUUUUAAAUAAA
Molecule: messenger RNA, 3551 nt
Organism: Hirundo rustica (Barn swallow)
Lineage: Eukaryota; Metazoa; Chordata; Aves; Passeriformes; Hirundinidae
Gene: GULP1
Product: GULP PTB domain containing engulfment adaptor 1
Exons: 16
Coding region: 427-1527 (366 amino acids)
Source: RefSeq, a predicted model, not a curated record